This is a messenger RNA of Trichosurus vulpecula (common brushtail), 6161 nucleotides long. It is a transcript of the gene ADGRA2, whose product is annotated as adhesion G protein-coupled receptor A2. The transcript is spliced from 19 exons. The record is from RefSeq and is a predicted model, not a curated record. Lineage: Eukaryota; Metazoa; Chordata; Mammalia; Diprotodontia; Phalangeridae. Gene Ontology annotation, molecular function: protein binding; G protein-coupled receptor activity. The coding region runs from base 458 to 4465 and encodes 1335 amino acids. Gene Ontology annotation, biological process: cell surface receptor signaling pathway; G protein-coupled receptor signaling pathway; central nervous system development. Gene Ontology annotation, cellular component: plasma membrane; Wnt signalosome.
GGGGCUAGGGCAGGAGGCGGCGGCGGCGGUGGGAGAGGCGCCUGAGCUGCCUCCAUCCAUGGCACGGAGCGGCGGCGGUGGCGGCGGCGGCAGGAGCCCAGCCCUAUCCGCUAGAUCCCAGUGGAGUGCGCAGCGGGACAGUGCCGCCGAGGGGAUCAGCCCGACGUGGAGAGCAGGGCACAGUGGCCGCUCCGGCGGGGCCAGCCCGAGCCGGAGCCCUUCUGACAGCCGCGUCCUCCCCUCCGGGGCGCUCCGGCGGGGGCCCCGAGCUCGCCGGACAUGCCCCGUGGGCGCGGCGGCGGGGACCCCCGGGCUCUUCUCCGCCUAGGGCUCCCCGCCCGGCCCAUGGGCGUCCCCGGCCCUAGCUAAUCCCACCCCCCCAAAGCCCGUGUCCGCGCCCGCCUCUGGUUGUACCCCGGUGCCAGCGCUGUCCGUCCCCGCGAGGGACGAUGGGCUGAUGGGCGCCAGGGGCCGCAGGAUGCGAGGGGCGGCGGUGGUGCUGCUGCUGCUGGUGCUGCUGCUGGCCCUGGAGCCGGGGGGUGCCCGGGGCUGCCCGGUGCCGAUCCGCAGCUGCAAGUGCGCCGGAGAGCGGCCCAAAGGACUGAGCGGCGGCGCACCCAACCCGGCUAGAAGGAGAGUGGUGUGCAGUGGCGGGGACCUCCCGGAGCCGCCCGAGCCUGGCCUGCUGCCCAAUGGCACCGUUACUCUGCUCCUAAGCAAUAACAAACUCACCGGACUUCGGAACGGCUCUUUCUCUGGACUUCACAUGCUGGAGAAACUGGACCUGAAGAACAAUCUCAUCAGUACAGUGCAUCCUGGUGCCUUCCUGGGACUGGGAGAGUUGAAGCGCUUAGAUCUCUCCAACAACCGAAUUGGCUGUCUUUCUUCUGGAGUCUUCCAAGGCCUUUCCAACCUCCUCCGACUAAACAUGUCUGGGAACAUCUUCUCUAGCCUACCAGCUGGAGUGUUUGAUGAGCUUCCAGCCUUGAAAGUUGUGGACUUUGGCACGGAAUUCCUGACCUGUGACUGCCACCUACACUGGGUACUGCCAUGGGCCCGCAACCACUCUGUGCAACUGUCUGAGCGGACACUCUGUGCCUACCCAAGUUCCCUCCAUGCCCAGGCCCUUCGAGGUCUCCAGGAUACCCAGCUCCAUUGUGCGGGUGCCCUGGAGCUGCACACUCACCACCUGAUCCCCUCGCUGCGCCAGGUGGUGUUCCAAGGUGAUCGGCUUCCCUUCCAGUGUACCGCCAGUUACCUGGGCAGUAGUACCCACAUCCGCUGGUACCAUAACCGGGUACCUGUGGAGGGGGAUGAGGAGGCAGGUGUCAUCCUAGAGGAGAGCCUGGUCCAUGACUGUACCUUCAUUACCAGCGAGCUAAUUCUGUCCCACAUCCAUGUGUGGGCAUCGGGUGAAUGGGAGUGCUCCGUCUCUACUGCCCAAGGCAACGCCAGCAAGAGGGUGGAGAUUGUAGUGCUGGAGACCUCAGCCUCCUACUGUCCUGCCGAGAGAGUCGCCAACAACCGGGGAGACUUCAGGUGGCCUCGAACGCUGGGAGGCAUCACGGCAUAUCAGUCCUGCCUUCAGUACCCCUUCACCUCAGUGCCUCUGAGUGGGGGCACUCCAGGCACUAGGGCCUCUCGACGUUGUGACCGGACUGGGCGCUGGGAGCCAGGGGACUAUUCCCACUGCCUCUACACCAAUGAUAUCACCCGUGUGCUCUAUACCUUCGUCCUGAUGCCCAUAAAUGCUUCCAAUGCACUGACUCUGGCACACCAGCUGCGUGUCUACACAGCUGAGGCUGCAGGCUUCACAGACAUGAUGGAUGUGGUCUAUGUGGCACAGAUGAUCCAGAAAUUUCUGGGCUAUGUUGACCAGAUUAAAGAGCUAGUGGAGGUGAUGGUCGAUAUGGCCAGUAACCUGAUGCUUGUCGAUGAACACCUACUAUGGCUGGCCCAGCGAGAGGACAAGGCCUGCAGCGGCAUCAUUGGAGCCCUGGAACGUAUUGGAGGGGUUGCCCUCAGCCCCCACGCCCAGCAUAUCUCUGUGAAUUCAAGGAAUGUGGUACUGGAGGCACACCUCAUCAAACCCCACAGUUAUGUGGGCCUUAGCUGUACCGCUUAUCAGAAACGGGAGCCUGCAGUCUCAGGGCAUCGUCCAGGGCCCCCUGGCCUAGAUCCCCAGCCUGAGCAUGAGACCCUAGCUGAUCAACAACUCCGUUUCCGCUGUACCACUGGGAGGCCCAAUAUCUCCCUGUCCACCUUCCACAUCAAGAAUAGUGUGGCCCUGGCCUCCAUCCAGCUGCCCCCCAGCCUGUUCUCGUCCCCUCCGGCUGCACUGGCCCCACCAAUUCCCCCGGACUGCACCCUGCAAUUGCUCGUAUUCCGCAAUGGCCGCCUUUUCCGUAGUCAUGGCAACACCUCUCGCCCUGGAACUGCAGGGCCCAGCAAGAGGCGUGGGGUGGCUACUCCUGUCAUCUUUGCUGGAACCAGUGGCUGCGGUGUCGGGAACCUUACAGAGCCAGUGGCUGUCUCCCUAAGGCAUUGGGCUGAAGGGGUGGAUCCUGUGGCAGCCUCCUGGAGCAUGGAAGGGCCUGGAGGACCAGGAGGCUGGAGUUCUGAAGGCUGCCAGCUCCACACUAGCCAGUCCAAUGUCAGCUCCCUGUACUGCCAGCACCUUGGCAACAUUGCAGUGCUCAUGGAGCUGAGCACUUUUCCUCGGGAAGCAGGGGGCCCAGGAGCAGUUUUGCAUCCUGUUGUCUACCCCUGCACGGCCCUGCUGCUGCUCUGCCUCUUCUCCACCAUCAUCACCUACAUCCUCAACCACAGCUCCAUCCAUGUCUCAAGAAAGGGCUGGCAUAUGCUGCUGAACCUGUGCUUCCACAUGGCUAUGACGUCGGCUGUCUUUGCAGGCGGCAUCACUCUCACCAACUACCUAAUUGUCUGUCAGGCGGUAGGCAUCACCCUGCACUAUUCUUCACUGUCCACACUGCUCUGGAUGGGUGUGAAGGCUCGUGUUCUCUACAAGGAGCUGACCUGGAAGGCUCCACCCCCCCAGGAAGGGGAGCCAGCCCCACCCACUCCCCGUCCAAUGCUCCGGUUCUAUCUUAUUGCUGGAGGCAUCCCACUCAUCAUCUGUGGUACCACUGCAGCUGUCAAUAUCCAUAAUUACCGGGAUCAUAAUCCCUACUGCUGGCUGGUGUGGCGUCCUAGUCUGGGAGCUUUCUACGUGCCAGUGGCCCUGAUCCUGCUGAUCACCUGGAUCUACUUUCUAUGUGCUGGGCUGAGUUUACGGGGCCCCCAGGGGCAGGGCCCCAAAGGGAGCCACAGCAGGGCCUCACUGGAGCCAGGGGAGGACCUUCGAUGUCCAGCCAGGCUCCAAGGCAGUGGCCCCCUACUGAGUGACUCCGGUUCCCUCUUGUCUGCUGGGGGUGGAGGAGUGAUUUCCCCAGGGCACCCAGGUGAUGGAGAUGGCAUUUAUUCCCCAGGGGCCCAGCUCGGAGCACUGGUGACAACUCACUUCUUGUAUCUGGCGCUGUGGGCCUGUGGCGCUCUGGCAGUGUCCCAGCAGUGGUUGCCCAGUGUGGUGUGCAGUUGUUUGUAUGGGGUGGUAGCUGUAGCGCUGGGUCUCUUUGUCUUCUCCCACCACUGUGCCAGAAGAAGGGAUGUCCGGGCUUCCUGGCAAGCCUGCUGUCCCUCCUCCCCUCCUUCCACGCGGGCACUGCCCAGGCCCUUGUCCACCAUCAUAGAGGACGGCUCUCCAGUCUUUGCCGAGGGGCAUUCCUCCCUCAAAUCCUCCCCCAGUGGCAGCAGCGGCCAUGCCCAACACAUGAGUCCCUGCAAGCUGACCAACCUGCAGCUGGCCCAGAGCCAGGCCUGUGACGUGGGCGUGGGAGCCCUCGGGGAAGAGCCCGAUGCUACCGGCCCUCGGGGCCCUGCUCCCCGCCACCCCAACAACGUGCAUCACGGGCGCCGGGGGCACAAGAGCCGGGCCAAGGGCCACCGUGCUGGGGAAGGGGGAGGCAAGCAUCGUCUGAAGGCGCUUCGGGCGGGAUCAGCGGCGCUAACGGGGGCGUCGGAGCUGCAGUCCAGCGAGAGUGGCAGCUUGCACAACAGCCCAUCCGACAGCUACCCUGGCAGCAGCCGCAACAGCCCCGGCGCUGGCCCUGCCCUGGACCCGCGGGAAGGAGAGCCUACACUCAGCCCUUCCGAGGGCAGCGACACCAGCGGGGCCCCUGGGCCCGAGGCUGGACGCGCCGGUCAGCGACGCUGUGCCAGCCGGGACAACCUCAAGGGCGGCGGGGGGCUGCUGGAGGAGAGCAAGCGCCGCUCCUACCCGCUCAACACCGCUAGCCAGAACGGAGCCUUGAAGGCCGGGAAAUACGACAUCAACCUGGGGAACGCAGAGACUGGAGCUGGUGGCUGUAUGAAGACGGGCCUCUGGAAGAGCGAGACCACCGUCUAGCGCCAAGCGGCUGUGGGAGCAGUAGGGAACACACGCUCACAUGCACACCCUGCUCACUGGCGGCCAAGCUGGGGUCCUCUGGCUGUACCUCAAAAGGUUCCCCACACUGGUGGCAGCCCAAGGCAGCACCUCUCCUUGCCAGUAAGGCAGAUGCCAAUCCACAAACACUAUUCCUUAACCCCAUUUAGGGGAAAGGCAAUUUACUUACGGGAAAGGCAUCUGCCCCUUUCUGGAGGGAGAUUCUCGAAAGGAUGACAAUCUUUGGAGCACACGAAGGACGCGUGCUUCCCUUCUACCCCAGCCUUGCCCUCCUUUUGUGUGUCUGUCCAGGAGCCUUGAUACCGUCCUGCAGGAAAAGGCCAUUUGCCAUCUACUCCACAGAGCAACCCUUCCCCUGCAGAAACUGGGCAGCUUGUGUGGGCUGAUGAAGGUUCCACUGUUCUUACCCAAACUGUCUCCCAUGUUAGCUGGUUAGAGGAAUAGGGUCUAGGGUGAGCUUUCUGGCCACCCCAGUUCUCUGUAAAGGCCUAAAGCCUCAUUUUUUAGGACCAGGGCCCGAGUCUCAUGGGUUAGCCAGAAAAUGGGCACUGGUUUGCCAGCUAGGCUGCUGCUUUGGAAGACAACUAUGCAAGGUAAAUGGGGAGAGUGGUCUUCAAGAGGGAAAGUGGGAAAAGGGCAAGAAGGCUGAGUUUUGUCCAAAUAGAACCAAAGAAGAGUGGGAUGCUACCCCUGAACUACAGUGCCUAAUUCAAGCUUAAUAUUUCAUUACAAAAUUGGGGUCAAAGAUAAACCAUCCUAGACUUGAAAGUUGAUCAUGCCAUGUGAUUUGAAGGAAGGAUAUGAGUAGAAAGCAAAAAGAACCAAAGCUAAGGAACAGGAACCAGCUGUUUUAGCUCAGAGCAAUACUCCUGGAGGAGCCAUGCUGGGGGUUCACAGUGUUGGAAACACUUUUGAAGCCUAAUUCUCACUCUCAGGCUUUGGCCCCAGAGGGCCCUAGAAAAAGAAUUUCCUUUUCUUGAAUAAAAGCCUAUGACAGAGCUCCAGGGAGUCAUAACUACCAGACCCCAGCUCUAUGGCUAUAAGAUGCCCCUCAGAGGUCAAACCAGCUUCCUGUUCUUACUGGGGCCCUAGCAAGGCAGGAGCUGGAGCAUUUAAUGGAGAUCCUCCCCCACUCAUGCUGCACAGCUCGGUUCUUUGCCUUCAUUCUUCUAUCCCUAGGCCUUUAACUUUCUCCUAAAGAAACUGACCAUCGGUCCUUUAGGAUUUUUUGGAGGGAGGGAGAGGGUGUUUAGACCUGAGAAGCAAAGAGACCAAGCCUGUUCAUGCUUCUCUGUUCUUGUCCUUGUGUGUGUCACCCAAGGUCUAUAAGGAGGGCAUAUGGGAAAGGGAGAUCCCAUUCGUUAGGGGUGGGUUCUGUUAUUUACGCUUGCUGCACAGAGACUAUAUUAGAGAAAGAAAGAAAAAAAAGCUUUGUAUUAUUCUUCCACAUAUGCUGGCUGCUGUUUACAUACCCUGCCAAUGCCUUAGCACUGGAGAGCUUUUGCAAUAUGCUGGGGAAAGGGGACUUGAGGGGAGGGAAUGAAAAGUGCCAAAGAAAACGUGUUUUUUAAAAACUCGGGUUUUAUACGAUAGAAUGUUUUCUAGCAGAUGCCUCUUGUUUUAAUAUAUUAAAGAUUUGCAAAGUCCCAUAAGCUUA